Molecule: messenger RNA, 760 nt
Organism: Ilex paraguariensis (yerba mate)
Lineage: Eukaryota; Viridiplantae; Streptophyta; Magnoliopsida; Aquifoliales; Aquifoliaceae
Source: the annotation of a GenBank genome assembly
CGAAUUCGAUCACGAACUCGAAUUUCUAGGGCAAACUGAGAAUCGAUGGAGAAAGGAAUGAUUUCAGUAGACCGGUGGUCUGAAGGAAGUCAGGUGUAUUUCUUGACGCAUCUUCACGCCGAUCAUACCAACGGUCUCUCUCCGACCUGGAAACGUGGUCCUCUCUUCUGCUCAAGCGUCACCGCCAAGCUUUUCCCCUUCAAAUUCCCCGGCUUCAACCUUUCGUUGCUUAGCGUUCUCGAUGUUACUCAUUGGCAUUCGCUUUCUCUGAUUUCUCCGUCCUCUGGCUUGGAGACCACUGUACAAGUCAUGGCCAUAGACGCUCAUCAUUGCCCCGGAGCAGUUAUGUAUCUGUUUCGAGGUGAGUUUGGCUGCAUGCUUUACACUGGGGAUUUUCGUUGGGAAACAACCAGUAAGAGAGCACAGAUCGGAAGGACCACGUUACUUAAUGCUCUCAAGAAUGAGAAACUUGACAUUCUUUACUUAGAUAACACGUACUGCAAUCCAUUGUAUUCUUUUCCUUCUCGGGAAGUUGCUGCGAAGCAGGUUGUCAAUAUCAUCAGCUCUCAUCCUGAACAUGAUAUUAUCAUAGGGAUUGACUCUUUGGGCAAAGAAGAUCUUUUGCUCUAUAUUUCACGUCUGCUGAAUAUGAAGGUUUUAAUGCUGAAGAUGCAAAAGAAUUAUAUUUGUGAUCCAUUGCCUUUCUUUGUUGGCAGCAAUACAAGAAAUCCUGUUGGUUGGGAACUGAAGGAUAUCCUGG